Erpetoichthys calabaricus (reedfish) is the source of this 3332-nucleotide messenger RNA. RefSeq names its product aconitase 1, soluble (gene aco1). Gene Ontology annotation, cellular component: cytosol; mitochondrion. Bases 145 to 2895 code for a protein of 916 amino acids. The transcript is spliced from 22 exons. Gene Ontology annotation, biological process: tricarboxylic acid cycle; citrate metabolic process. Gene Ontology annotation, molecular function: aconitate hydratase activity; iron-responsive element binding; 3 iron, 4 sulfur cluster binding. Lineage: Eukaryota; Metazoa; Chordata; Cladistia; Polypteriformes; Polypteridae. The record is from RefSeq and is a predicted model, not a curated record.
UACCGCAUUACUUCGUAUAGCGUAUCCACUACAGCUACUUCCCAGCAGCCGCAGGAGAGAACCCUCUCGAGUGGUUGGCUGCUGUGUGUCCGCCACCGACAGCGCAGGAUCUGGCUGGGUAAGAAGGGAGGCACACCUGCUACCAUGAGCAACCCGUAUGCAUAUCUGGCUGAGCCCCUGGACCCUGAAGAUCCUGAAAACAAAUUCUUUAACUUGCACAAGCUCAAUGACCACAGAUACGAUUCUCUCCCAUUUUCAAUUCGAGUACUGCUGGAAUCUGCAAUUAGAAACUGCGAUGAGUUUUUAGUGAAAAAGAAAGAUGUUGAGAACAUCCUAAACUGGACAGUCACCCAGUACCAGAAUGUGGAAGUGCCUUUCAAGCCUGCACGAGUCAUCCUACAGGACUUCACAGGAGUGCCAGCAGUGGUGGACUUUGCUGCCAUGAGAGACGCUGUUAAGAACCUUGGUGGAGAUCCGGAAAAGAUUAACCCUAUAUGUCCAGCUGACUUGGUCAUUGACCAUUCAAUUCAGGUUGACUUCAACAAAAGGUGCGUAAAAGAGCAGAAUCUGGUCAGUUCGCUGCUCAGCAGGACAAAUGAAAGCCUGAAGCAACUUCAAACUGACAGUAGUGACAGUUUACAGAAGAAUCAAGAUUUGGAGUUUGAAAGAAAUAAAGAGAGAUUUCAGUUUUUGAAGUGGGGCUCACAGGCAUUUAAAAACAUGAGGAUAAUUCCACCCGGGUCAGGAAUAAUUCAUCAAGUGAAUCUAGAACAUCUUGCGAGGGUGGUAUUCAAACACAAUGCCUUUUACUACCCUGACAGUCUUGUUGGUACCGACUCUCAUACCACAAUGAUUGAUGGCCUUGGAGUCCUAGGCUGGGGAGUGGGUGGCAUUGAAGCUGAAGCAGUGAUGCUGGGUCAGCCAAUCAGCAUGGUUCUUCCAGAAGUCAUUGGAUAUAAGGUGUACGGUGUGCCAAAUCCACUGGUCACUUCAACUGACAUUGUUUUAACUGUAACCAAGCAUCUGCGACAAGUUGGAGUGGUUGGAAAGUUUGUAGAGUUCUUUGGGCCUGGUGUUGCUGAGCUCUCUAUUGCUGACAGAGCCACUAUAGCAAACAUGUGUCCAGAGUAUGGUGCCACUGCUGCCUUUUUUCCAGUUGAUGAUAUCAGCGUACAAUAUUUAAGACAAACGGGAAGAGGUGAAGAAAAGUGCUUAUAUAUUGCAAAGUACCUCAAAGCUGCUGGGAUGUUCAGAAAUUACAGUGAUGCAUCUCAAGAUCCUGGUUUUACACAGGUAGUUGAGCUAGAUCUUGGAACAGUAGUUUCUUGUUGCAGUGGCCCCAAACGACCACAGGACAAAGUAGCUGUAUCUGACAUGAAGAAGGAUUUCGAAGCCUGUUUAGGUGCAAAGCAAGGAUUCAAAGGUUUCCAGAUUGCAUCAGAAAAUCAUAAUGCUACAGUUGACUUUGCAUACAAUGAUCAAGAAUUUAAACUGGCUCAUGGGUCUGUAGUAAUAGCUGCAAUUACUAGUUGCACCAACACAAGCAACCCUUCUGUUAUGCUGGGCGCAGGACUGCUGGCUCAAAAAGCAGUAGCUGCAGGCCUAAGUGUGAAGCCCUAUGUGAAGACAAGCUUGUCCCCUGGCAGUGGAGUUGUCUCUUACUAUCUAAAAGAAAGUGGUGUGAUGCCAUACCUUAGCCAGCUGGGAUUUGAAAUUGUUGGCUAUGGCUGUAUGACUUGCAUUGGAAACAGUGGACCAUUGCCAGAGCAAGUAGUGGAAGCCAUCAUUAAGGGGGAUCUUGUGGCUGUUGGGGUGUUGUCUGGAAACAGGAAUUUUGAAGGACGGGUGCACCCAAAUACCCGGGCCAAUUACCUGGCUUCUCCACUGCUAGUUAUUGCCUAUGCUGUUGCUGGGACCAUAAGGAUAGACUUUGAAAAUGAUCCUCUAGGUGUUAACUCAGAUGGGAAAGAGAUCUUCUUGAGGGACAUCUGGCCAACGAGGCAAGAGAUUCAGGAAAUUGAGCGGAAGUUUGUUAUUCCAGCAAUGUUCAAGGAGGUCUAUGAAAAAAUCGAGAAAGGGAAUGAAUGCUGGAAUUAUUUAAAAGCUCCUACUGAUAGGCUUUAUACCUGGGAUCCCAAGUCAACCUACAUCAAAGCGCCUCCUUUCUUUGAUAAUAUAACUCUAGAUCUUCAGCCUCCCAAGUCGAUCAUUGAUGCCUAUGUGCUGUUAAAUUUUGGUGAUUCUGUAACGACAGACCACAUAUCUCCUGCUGGCAAUAUAGCAAGAAACAGCCCAGCUGCACGCUAUUUAACAAGCCGAGGACUCACACCACGAGAAUUCAAUUCUUAUGGAUCACGCCGUGGCAAUGAUGCAGUUAUGGUCAGAGGCACCUUUGCAAACAUCCGCCUAUUCAACAAAUUCUUGAACAAGCAGUCUCCGCAAACCAUCCAUCUACCCAGCGGAGAAACUCUUGAUGUGUUUGAUGCAGCUAAAAGAUACCAGAAGGCUGGCUCUCCUCUCAUUAUUCUGGCUGGGAAAGAAUAUGGUUCUGGUAGCUCCAGAGAUUGGGCAGCAAAGGGACCUUAUCUCCUGGGAAUUAAAGCAGUUCUAGCAGAAAGUUAUGAACGAAUUCAUCGCAGUAACCUUGUUGGAAUGGGAGUGAUCCCACUGGAAUAUCUUCCUGGGGAGACUGCAGAAUCUCUGGGACUAACAGGCAGAGAACGUUACACAGUUGUCAUUCCAGAAGAUCUUACACCAAGAACUAUAGUGGACAUUAAGCUUGACACUGGAAAGACCUUCCAGGCUCGAAUGAGAUUUGACACGGAUGUUGAACUCACUUACUUCCGCCACGGAGGCAUCCUGAAUUACAUGAUUCGAAAAAUGAUCAAGAAUUAAUCUCGAAUCUAGACUAGGAGAGGAACACCAGGUUUAAUCCUGCUGAAACACCACCCCAAACAGAACAACGCACAAGAAGUAAAUUUUUAGAUAAAUAAAACUUUUACAUAGCAUUUUUUUUUUCUGUGAAUUGUAUUAAUCCAGUGCACAUUUAUACUUAAUGGUGAUGAAAAUGAUUUUUUACCAUUUUAAUUCCAGAAGAAAUGACAAUAGUCUAUAAAGAUGGAGAAAUGUAAUAUUGCCUGUGAUUUUGUUCCCUCCAGUCCUGCCAUACGGACAUUUUGCCUUUGAUUUGCAGAAUGCACUCUUAACAGAAAUUUCAACUUGCCAAGUUUAACACACACACACACAAAUGUUUCUCUGUCACACUUGAAUCCGCACUGGUUUCAUAACUGCUCUUUGUUUUCUGAAAAAAUAAAAAUGGGUCUCUUCUUUAA